Messenger RNA from Rhipicephalus microplus (southern cattle tick), 1026 nucleotides. Its product is annotated as longistatin. Lineage: Eukaryota; Metazoa; Arthropoda; Arachnida; Ixodida; Ixodidae. Gene Ontology annotation, molecular function: calcium ion binding. The record is from RefSeq and is a predicted model, not a curated record.
UGCACUCGAAACAGACGCGCGUCAAAGACGCUGACGCUUGUCUUCCAGUGGGUGAACUCCACGUGUGUUUGCCUCGGUGAUCGUGUGUGCAUAUUCCUGCGUGCGCGUCGCGCGCCCAUUUCACCACGUGGCCCGCCCCGAUGCCUGCGUGGCGUUCGUCUCCUUAACUUCGGCAGCUGCUGUCAGCGUUGAGAAGCGCGUGAAUCUUGAGCCACGGCUGCCACGUUCGGGCCGCUUCAUAUUGGUCGGCGAAUCAGCGCUGCCAAAGCGUUCGUGUCCUGGCGGUAGCGGCUCGGAAGCGAUAUUGCUGCUAACAGUGCGCGAUCGUUGCAUCGUCGAGCGUAGUGCUGCAGCUGUCUCUUUUGUGUGUGGUUGGGACAGAAGCUGAAAGAGAGAAAAAAAAGAUGCAGACCAUCGCGAUCUGGAGCUUGUGCGCGACUGUUUUGUUCGCUGUCGUGGCGGCAGAUCUGCCCCCACCUGACAGCAAAGCCGGUGGUGAAGCGGCUGAGCUACGCAAGAAGUGGUCUGCGGUGGAAGUUGCUCGCGACUUGGGUCACAUUAGAAGGGAUGUUGCGAAGAUGAUUGAGCUCGGAAACGCCGGUGUAAUGUCACAAGACGAGCUGUCAUUCUAUUAUUUCAGGAUGCACGACUUCGACAACAACAACCUUCUUGACGGUCAGGAGAUGAUGGCGGCCAUGUUCCACACUAGCCACCACGAUGAAGGCGGACACGUGGAUAGCCAGCCGGAAGUCAUAGCGGAGGCAGACAUCGUCAGUUACGUGGACUCUGCUCUUUUGGCCGACAAAAACCACGACGGCUAUAUUUCGUAUCCAGAACUAAGGGCAAGCGACUUCGCCAAUCAGCAUACUUAAACAUUUGUAUAUAGGAAAUACCACCAUGCGCCCAUUGCAUUUCUACAUACGUAUUUUAUUUAGAUUUUUUUUCAUGACUCCAAGUGCCUUGCGAGUGCCUUUUCACAACUACUUUAUCGAGUUUUUUGCUCACAAUAAAGUAUUUUGCCAUGUC